GUCGCGAGUUGAUGACGUACACGGAAGUGUCUCGCUGGAAAGCGAAAAGCUACUUUCCCUCCCUUCCUGUUUCGUUUUACCUUAUGUUCGUUUUUGGAGCACACAAAGUGUUGAAAUUCGGCGUUCGACGAUGAAAGCCACCCGCGUAUGUUUGUGGCUGCACGCUUUCUCCACCGUCGUUGUCCUGGUCGGCGCCUUUGACCCCAUUACGACUUCAGUGGUGAUCGGCAUUGGCGCCGCGUUGAGUCGAUCCAUUUAUAACUAUUUACACGAAAGCUGCGACCAAAAAUGGGUCGCCUUCAACUCCACAGGUCUGGAGGAGGACCUCGGCAACAAGCUGUUCGGGCAGCACUUGGCGUCGCACAUCAUCGCCAAGGCGGUGAGCGGCUUCAUGAACAACGCCAACCCCAAGAAGCCGCUGGUGCUGUCCCUGCACGGCUGGACCGGCACGGGCAAGAACUUUGCCAGCGUGCUCAUCGCGGAGAACAUCUACAAGAAGGGCAUGGACAGCAAUUUUGUCCACGUCUUCACCGCCGAGCUCCACUUUCCGCACGCCGGACAGAUGGACACCUACAAGACUCAACUGCAGCAGUGGAUCAAAGGCAACGUGAGCGCCUGCGCUCACUCCAUGUUCAUCUUUGACGAAAUGGACAAGAUGCACCCGGGCCUGAUUGACAGCAUCAAGCCCUACCUGGACUACUACGACAAGGUGGACGGCGUCUCCUACCGAAAAGCCAUCUUUAUCUUUCUCAGCAACGCCGGCGGCGAGAGCAUCGUGCAGACGGCCUUAGAUUUCUGGAACGCGGGCAGAAGUCGAGAGGAGAUCGAGCUCAAGGACGUGGAGACGUCGCUCGCUCUGUCCGUCUUCAACAACAAGAGAAGCGGCCUGUGGCACACGAGCCUGAUCGACAAGAACCUGGUGGACUUCUUUGUUCCCUUCCUGCCUCUGGAGUACAAGCACGUGGUUCAGUGCGCCAAGGCCGCCAUGAGCGCUCAAGGCCUGGAGCCCGACGCCGUCGUGGCCGACAAGGUGGCGCGAGAACUGCUUUACUUCCCCAAAUCCGAACGAGUCUUCUCCGUCAAGGGCUGCAAGACCAUCGACAGCAAGUGGGAGUACUACGCAUAGCGGCGGGACGGACGGCGCGUUUUUUAACAUAACUGCAAACACUGAACAAAAACUGAAGUGCUGUCGGCCACACUGAACUUUAAAAAUAAGUUUUUUCCUUUCAUUUGAAAAGGGAAUCUUGUUUUUUUUUCCAUUACCAUGUGAUUUUUUUAAAACAUGCUUUCUUUUAGCAACACAUGCCUUAAUUUGUCAUAAUUAGCAUAUUUCCAAUUAACAAAUGGACACAAGUUAAUUAUGUACCUACUGCCAUCUAGUGGAAGAGCACUUAAUUGUUCUGGCUGGCACCCUCAGGACAGUCAUGCUAACCACUAGGACUCUGUACCGCCCAUGUCAUCAACACUAAUUGUUGCUCGAGAUGUUUCUUAAAUCUCAAUCCCAGAGUUGGUUUUCUGUACUUUGGUGCUGCUGUUUUGGUUAGCUACGAAGUGCAAAUGACAUCGUGACCAUCAUACAAUAUAAACCACGAGAUGUUCCUCUUAA
Phyllopteryx taeniolatus (common seadragon) is the source of this 1606-nucleotide messenger RNA. It is a transcript of the gene tor1, whose product is annotated as torsin family 1. The record is from RefSeq and is a predicted model, not a curated record. The transcript is spliced from 5 exons. Lineage: Eukaryota; Metazoa; Chordata; Actinopteri; Syngnathiformes; Syngnathidae. Gene Ontology annotation, cellular component: nuclear envelope; endoplasmic reticulum; endoplasmic reticulum lumen. Bases 131 to 1126 code for a protein of 331 amino acids. Gene Ontology annotation, molecular function: ATP hydrolysis activity; kinesin binding; ATP binding. Gene Ontology annotation, biological process: protein localization to nucleus; nuclear membrane organization.